This is a messenger RNA of Octopus bimaculoides (California two-spot octopus), 5640 nucleotides long. Its product is annotated as dnaJ homolog subfamily C member 16. Lineage: Eukaryota; Metazoa; Mollusca; Cephalopoda; Octopoda; Octopodidae. The record is from RefSeq and is a predicted model, not a curated record.
AAGAUACUGUUUGCUAUGUCACCGUUACUUCCGGUUUCCAUUGAUUACUUCUUUUUUUCAGCUGAAAAUUCUUGGAUUUAUAAGUAAAUAGGCCAUUUACUAUAUUCUACAUUGUGUAUCGCUGGACUGAACCAGACAUAAACCAAAACACCAAUCGUUUAUAAUAAGUGGGGAUCAGUCUUUUUGUGAAAUAACCCAGUACCAGUGGAAUAUCUUGUGGUUUGUCAUCAUCGUUUUAGCAGGUAUUUAUCUCGAUACGUAAAGCUCGUCGAUAUUUCUCUUUCAUGGCACGGGAGGUUAGGCUCUAGACCUAAUUUUUAUCCCAUUCCAUACAAUACACAAAUGAACACAAACCGUAUGUUCAUUUUCCUCGUCAGCUAUUUUGUUACUUUGAAUAUUUGUAUCGUUCGUAGCACAGAGGACUUGUAUGAUGUCCUAGGUGUGAGCAGGUUCGCCUCCUCACAGGAAAUUAAAAAAGCCUAUAAAAACUUAGCCAAAAUAUGGCAUCCUGAUAAAAAUAAUGAUCCUGAUGCCACAGACAAAUUUAUGAAAAUUAAUGAAGCUUAUGAAACUUUGGCUGACAAUGAUAAACGCUCUAUGUAUGACAGACAUGGUUAUAGCGCUGCACAUGAGCCACCUCCGGGGAGCCAAAGAGGGGCAGGCUUCGGCGAAUUCCCCUCGUUUUUUAGGCACGGACCCUUCGGCUCAUUUAAUUUCAACUUUGGAAACGGUGAAUCUAUCCUUGAUAAAUAUACUAUUUCUUUAAGAUUUUACGAAAACCACGUUCUUCCCAACAGUUAUUUAACUCCCUAUUUUUUAUAUGCGUAUACAGACUUUUGUUUUGCCUGCAUGCACUAUGAAUCUUUGAUUGAAAAAAUAAUCAAGGAACUUGAAGAAGUUGGUAUUGGUGUAGCAACCGUUCACGUGGCUUCUAGUCGACCCCUUGCAAGUAGGCUUCGGCUUCACGAAGUGCCCCAAAUCAUGGGCGUCAUUAACGGUCAUGUUCACUAUUUGAAAAAACAAAUAUCACUGCAGAUUCUCAGGGAUUUUAUCCGCAACCUUUUCCCAACCAAUACCAUUCAACGUUUAAAUGACAAAAAUAUCAAAGACUUUUUGCUCGGCUGGCCCGACAAUCGUGUCCGAGCACUGUUUUUUUCUGCAAAAGACAAAAUUCCAGGUAGGUUUCUUGUACCUGCAUUCAGAUUUCAAGAGAAAAUAGCAUCUGGUUUCAUCAACAUGAAGGAGGCGUCGGUUGUGGCCAAUAGCUUACAGAAAUAUAAUAUUAACAAUGCUAAAGACACACUUAUCAUUGUAGGGGAGAAUAUCAACAGUACCCUGGGAGUUGUAUCCAUGCCUUCAUUAUCCAAAAAUAACGUCGUGGAAUUCAUGAAUAGAUUUCAGUUUCUGACUUUACCACGAUUAUCUUCUGAACUAUUUUUUGAUGAACUCUGCCCUAUUGAGAGCAAAGUUAAACAGAGGAAGCUGUGUGUUGUUCUUUUGACUUUGAAAACUGAAGAACAUGACACUCAUCGAACGUUAUUUCGAAAUUAUGUUCAGCAGGCACCAUCCUUUCAGAAUCGAGUGACAUUUUCAUACAUAUUCAAAGAUGUUCAGUAUCGGUUUGUUGAUGCUUUGUUAGAAGGUAGUCACUCAGGUGAGACUGAUGACAGGUUGAAGAUAGCUGUUUUAUGGCGAAUGAACAAAAACCAUAUAAAUUAUGAAUGGAUUGAACCUGGCUGGUCAAAAGAACUUCAUGAAAACCAAGUGGUUUGUCAAAAUAUGGAAAAGCAUUUGCAAGAAUUACUUGUUAGUUCUAAUCAACUUCAUUAUACUGCCACAUAUACUUCAUUUUAUAAUGAACAUUCUUCUGGAAUGUUUAUGAACAUUUUAACAAAACUAUCUAAUGGUUGCUAUGAUUUCUACGAAUAUAUUUCAGCAGGUGUAAGUAACUUUGAUGGUGUUAUGUGGCUUACCAUUUGGUUAGCUAUUUUAACUAUUGGAGUAUUAUUCCAAAGAAAGCUUUUAAUUAAAGAGAUGAAAAAUCGACAGUCAGAGAGGAGAAGGCAACGUGAAUCCACAACUACUGCAGAAAGAUCAAUAUAUGAAAAUUCGAAAAUACGUCUGCAUGAACUUUGCAACCAGACCUUCAGUAAGUUGAUACUAAAUGAGGAUUCUUGCUUAACAAUUACAUUAUUAGUUAACAAAGAAAGCAAAGAUAAAUUAUUGGCCAAAUUCUUGAAAAUUGUUAAACCAUAUUCACUGUCAACAAGAUCAAAAUUUGCAUUUCUUCGAUUAGAUCAUUAUUUGAAUUGGUAUCAACGAUUAUUGAGAGACAGCAAUGUUUUCUGUGGGCAGCUCUCUGAAACUGAUUGCACUGGAACAGUAAUUGCUUUUAAUGCUUAUCGGAAGUACUAUUACAUUUUCCAUUCAAAGACUGCCUCUAAACAGGCAAAAAAUGCAAACAUUGGUAAGAAAUGUUCCAUAUUUGAUUCUGAUUCAGAUGAAGCUGGUGAAACUGAAAAUGUUUUCGAUGAACUUCUGAUAGGUUUGGAAAACUGGUUAGAUAAAGUUAUUGAUGGAAUAGUGGAAAGGAUUUUUAUUCAGAAUUGGCCACUAAUGGAAAAUUCUCUAUGAGUUGUUAAACCUUGUCCUUUUUUCUUGUCGUAUGUAUUGUUUGUGUCUAGAGUUUUUGCUCCUGGUAAUCUGUUGAGGCGGUCUGUUUGUGGCAACUGCUGUAGAAGAUAUCAAUAAUAGUCUGUUGACAAUAAAGCCAGUUUUUCAACAGAUCUUUCUCUCUUUCUCUGCAACAAGAACAGGCAACAAUUGAUUGACAAACUGGGGACUAAUAUUUAUUUCUAGUUUACUACCAACUACAUGAAUCAAUAAGCAGGAGCCAGGACAAUUUAUUUAAUUCCAUUUUGCUGUUUUGAAAUACUAAUUUUCUGCUAUCCUCUGAACUCUACUGAGACUAAACAUUAUCAACAAUGUUACCAUCUCCUCUCUCUCUCUAAACAUUUCAUGGGUGAAAAAUGAAAAAUUCUUUGGAAAGCAACUUGAACACAGUAAUUUGGAAUAGCUAAGCUGUUUUAUUUUGUGCAAUAAAAGUUUGCAAAAAUAUAACAUCAAUUAAAUAAAGAGAAAAAAAACAGAAAGAAAACAAAACAAUAAAGCUAAAAUCCUCUUUUCCUCUACAUUUCUUCCUUCUGAAUGAUUGAAGCUGGUCAUCAAACUGAUGUUAGCUUGUGAUUGAGAGAAGCUGUUUCAUUUUCAAGUUGUAUUGAUCCAUCCAAUCACCACUUGCUGUCCUCUUUGUAAAACUCUUUAAUUUUCCUCUCUUUUGCAAGCAAAUCUUUUAUAUUCACAGCACACUAUUGCUACAAAUAAACUGACAUCACCCUUGACAAACAUUUUUUUCUAUGAAACAAAAUCUUUUCAGUGCAAAGACGAAUAGGAUUUUUUUUUAAAACUCAAUUAUUUAAAAUAAUUUUAUUCUUUGAACAACUACAGACUUCUAUCACCGACUUCAUUAACUCUUGCUUCUGCACUCAUUAACCAAUGAAAAUUAUUGCAACACUAGUUUAGUGAUUUACAUAUGCUAUUUACUUUUCACAUGGGAGGUAGCUGCUAUGCAGUUGCUUGUCCUGCUGAAAAUUGCAGCUAAAUCUUCUGCAUAUCAUCACAUUACACUCUAGUGUCUUAGAAAAGCACACAUUGGAUAAUGCACUCUUAGGUGCACUGUGCCAAGAUAAAGAGGGGGCUGGUCAUGGCUGGAGCGCCUUUGUUUGCUCAGAGCUGACCUGGGACUAAAGCAACAACUAUUUGAGUGAAAGACUUUACAGCAGCCUGAGAUUUGUGCAAGUUGAAAUAAAUAGAAAACUGAAAUCUAAUUUUGUAAUACAGCCUUACAAGGGGGGGGGGGCGUAGGAAUAAAAACAACUUUGAAUUUAGUAUUAGGAAGAACACUAAUUAUAUUAAUAUACUGGAGUAAUUUAUUAAAAAAAAUAUUGAUUAAUGUUUGCAAAGGAAGUGGAUGGCCAUAUUGUCAUGGAUGGGAUUGGAAAUGGUAGGUGAAGGCAAAAAGUAGACCUGAAUAAAUGUUAGCUCUACUGAUGAAACUUAUUUUCUUGUUAAAGUAACACCUAACUAACAGGGAGAAUAUUUAUGCUGUCCAUCGAGUUCAGCUGAAUCUUGUUUAUUGAUUUAAUCAGGGCAGGUUCUGUCACUAGAUUCUUGUGUAUCACUUGCAGAACUAGAAAGUUGUUCUAUAGUCUCUCCACCAAAUCAGUGUAGAUAUCACAGUAGUAUAACAGUAAUAGUAGUAGUAAUAGGCUUUGAGUGACAAUCACGAGUAGCAGAAGUAGAUUAGUAGUUGGGAGGGGUGGUUGAGGCAGAGGUAAGUUAACUGAGGAAGUGGUAGAUUGGGGUUAGUAUUGAUGGUUAAUCCAUAAACUGCUGGGAUUUUGCUGUAUGUAACACGAACUGCUGAGCCUAUUUUGGGUAAAGGUCAACAUCGAUCUAUCACUCGAAAAAAAUAAAAAAAUACUCAGUGUUUCUUAACACCUGUGAUUUGGCUACACUGUUUCUGGGGUGAAAGGGUAUCGUGUGCAUACAUUAUACGUCAUCAAAAUUAGGUCAGAUCAUGCCCUACUUCUGUGGCCUGUCGCGUUGGCCACUGAGGUGGCCUAUCGCAGUUUAUGGGUUAAUAAAAGGCGGUAAGCUAGCAGAAUCGUGAACAUGCCGGGCAAAAUGCUUAAUAGCAUUUCGUUCAUCAUUAUGUUCUGAGUUUAGAAUUCCACUGAGGUCGACUUUGCCUUUCAUCUCUUUAGGGGUCAAUAAAAUAAGUUCGAGUUGAACACUGGGGUCAAUUUAAUUGAUUUAUCCCUUUCCCCAAACCUGCUAGCCUUGUGCCGAAAUUUGAAACCAAUACUUAUGGUUAUCUAGGGAAAAAUUAACUAUAGUUGGUUGGAGAGGCGAAAGAAAUCUAAUAUUUUGAGGUUCGGCUAAUACAUAAAUUUCUUGAGGUAGAUGCUGGACAGGACAAUUUUAAAUUGUUUAAUGCAAUUAGAAAAAUGAAGUUAGUUGUGUGUAAUGGCUCAGUUAGAAGAUGGUUAGAAAAAGUUACUGUAAAUACAAUCUUAUAAAGUUUAUAAAUGAGUAAAGCAAAAAUGGAACAAGCUAGAUGAAUGCAUUUUUGCACAGUUGUGUCCUGUAAAUGCAUUUUUGCACAGCUAAGUAUCCAGUUGCAACUUUGACAAAUUGAUGUAAAAAAGCAAUGUUGGUGAUGUUUGUUAAUUUUGAUGUUAUUUAUUUUUGUUUAUAUUUUAUGUCAUACAUUUGUGAAAAUAAGCAUUGAUGGUUGUAACUUAUUUUAUAUCUCUUUUUUAAACCAUAUUCAUGUCUUUCUCCUAUUUUUUUUUUUUUUCACAAACAUUGUGUUAAAACAUUGUCAUAUGGAUUCCUUUUGUAGACGGAUUUUUUAUUUUAUUUUAUUUUUCACUUGUGUGUUUUUAUUUUUAAAAUAUCUAAAAAACCCUCCCCCAAAAAACAAUUUUAAUAACUUGAAUGGUGAUAAAUAAUCCAACAUAAAUGUUAUAUAAAUCACAGAAUAUAUUUAAUAAUUAAAUAUUAAACCAAAUCAUU